This is a messenger RNA of Sodiomyces alkalinus F11, 354 nucleotides long. RefSeq lists its product as hypothetical. The record is from RefSeq and is a predicted model, not a curated record. NCBI's taxonomy places the organism in Eukaryota, Fungi, Ascomycota, Sordariomycetes, Glomerellales, Plectosphaerellaceae. Bases 1 to 354 code for a protein of 117 amino acids. The transcript is spliced from 5 exons.
AUGCCAGGCUUGGCCGGCGUUGUAGGACGUCCUCGGUAUCUCUCGCCUUCCACCAAAAGUUACGCCCGACAGCUUGGGACGGGUUGCCAAGCCACCCCUGACAUGCCCCUGGCGUUCCUGGCGUUCCUGGCGUUGAUCAUGAUUUGGCGCUCCAAGCUGCCCCUCGUCAUUUCCCCCGAAGCACGCUACUACUUGGCGUUUGCCUUUCACUCGUCCUCUAUCCGCAUGAACAUGUACACGGACACCAAUCCUUGCUCAACCACGAGUCCAACACCAUAUCAUACUACAUGUACCGUUACUGCUGAAUUAAUUCACAAGAGAGGCGGCGACCCAACAUUCUGCGGCGCAUCUUGA